AAAAGAAAGCAGAUAACAAAAAGAACAGCCCCCCCUGAUAUUUAGAGGAAAGAGUGUUGUACUCUUCAUCAACCGGAGUCAUAGAAUUGUCCCAAUUCUGGUAAAACCAUUUUCUCCUAUAUCCCUCUCUUCUCUUUCUUCUUUCUUCUCACCCCCCGAUCUAUCAAGAAAACACCCUUCACACCUACUCUUUACCCAGUAACCCCAGAUCUUCAAUCCCACUGAAAUUCUUGUUUCAAUUUUCCCAGUUGAGCAGCAGCUUUUAGCUGAGAUUGAGUAUUUAUUAUGUGUAUGUAGAACUUGUGUACAUAUGAAAGAGUGACGAGUUGGGUUUAGGAAAUUUUUUUGAUGGAUACACAAAGCUGGAAAGAUGUGUACAGGGGCAUGUCAUCCGAUAACAUCAAGGGGUUGGUUCUUGCUUUGUCAUCAAGCGUAUUCAUUGGUGCUAGCUUCAUUGUUAAGAAAAAGGGGUUAAAGAAAGCUGGUGCUUCUGGUGUCAGAGCUGGAGUUGGAGGAUACUCAUACCUAUAUGAGCCUCUUUGGUGGGUCGGCAUGAUAACAAUGAUUGUUGGGGAGGUAGCUAAUUUUGCAGCUUAUGCAUUUGCCCCUGCUAUUUUAGUCACUCCUCUUGGUGCACUCAGUAUUAUAAUCAGUGCUGUGCUCGCUCACAUUAUUUUGAGAGAGAAGCUACACACAUUUGGAAUUUUAGGUUGUGCUUUAUGUGUUGUUGGGUCCACCACGAUAGUGUUGCAUGCUCCACAAGAACGUGAGAUUCUAUCUGUGACAGAAGUGUGGGAUCUUGCUACUGAACCAGCUUUUCUCCUCUACGCAGUGGUGGUGAUAAUAGCUGUCCUAAUUCUUAUAUUCCACUAUCUUCCACAAUAUGGGCAGACACACAUUAUGUUUUAUAUCGGAGUGUGUUCACUAAUGGGUUCUUUAUCAGUUAUGAGUGUCAAAGCACUCGGAAUUGCUUUGAAAUUGACAUUAUCAGGAACAAAUCAGCUAAUAUAUCCACAGACUUGGGCUUUUACUUUGAUUGUCAUUGUGUGUAUUCUUACCCAAAUGAAUUAUUUAAAUAAGGCCCUGGACACAUUCAAUACAGCAGUUGUCUCUCCUAUAUACUAUGUCAUGUUUACCUCUUUGACCAUUUUAGCCAGUGUAAUCAUGUUCAAGGACUGGGAUAGGCAAAAUCCAACACAAAUUGUAACAGAAAUGUGUGGCUUUGUGACAAUUCUUUCUGGGACUUUUCUUCUUCACAAAACCAAAGACAUGGUUGAUGGUCCUGCCAUGCUGCCUGUGCGACUUCCCAAGCAUGGUGACGAGGAGAAUGGUUUUGGACAAGAAGGUAUCCCUUUGAGGCGGCAAGAUUCCUUGAGAUUACCAUAAUGUAUGAUUCUUUUCUUUUCCUUCCUUUCCUAUUUACUCCCCGCUUCACCAACAUGUCCAACUGUUUUAACCACCCAAAUUCAGCUGCACCAUUCUCGUAACUUUUACUUCUCAGAAGAGACCACACUCAGAUUGUAUACUACUGGGGCACUGUUUUGUCAUAUUCAGCGAGGUAAAUGAAGGAAGAGCCAUUUCACAACGUCUUGGAACCAUGGAAAUACCAGAAAUUUGUUCAUGUAAUUGCAAAGCCUGUAGUUAAUCACACAUGAUCAGUUCCCAAUGUAUUUCCAAGCAGAUUUGGUUCCACAAGAACUUUCGUGACAUACCUGUAAAAAUUAUGAGUAUAUUUGAUUAUUCAAGAAGAACCAGAUCUGCUUGGUUGUGGCCCGAUUCAUCGUUCAGUCACACGAAUGAAACUAAGCUAGUUUGGCAUUUGUAUUAAUGGAAUUGGUUCUCACUUUGUAAUAGAGCAGGCAAAAUUAGUUCUAUA
Molecule: messenger RNA, 1876 nt
Organism: Nicotiana tabacum (common tobacco)
Lineage: Eukaryota; Viridiplantae; Streptophyta; Magnoliopsida; Solanales; Solanaceae
Product: putative magnesium transporter NIPA4
Biological process (GO): magnesium ion transport
Cellular component (GO): membrane
Molecular function (GO): magnesium ion transmembrane transporter activity
Source: RefSeq, a predicted model, not a curated record